UGUACCUUCACAUCCAGAACUCAUUCUGUUGAUGCAUAUACUCAGCUAAACAAUGGACCUCAACACCCUCUCCCACCUCCAAACGGAGGCCUCGAACCCCCAAACCAGACACAUCGACCAACUCUCCACACUUGACAUGUGCACCCUGAUUAACGAUGAAGAUCACCGCGUCCCAGCAAGUCUCACCCCGUGUCUCCCCCAGAUCGCAGGCGCAAUCGACGCCUUAACUCCUCGCGUCCGUAAUGGCGGGAGAGUCAUCUAUGUGGGCGCAGGGACAAGCGGCCGACUCGGUAUCCUCGACGCGUCUGAAAUCCCACCAACCUUCGCCGCACCACCGGGUCAAUUCAUCGGUCUAAUCGCCGGCGGAGACGCAGCCAUCCGUCGCGCCCAGGAAGGCGCUGAAGAUAGUAUCUCGCUAGGAGAGAAUGAUAUGGCCAGUCUGGACCUGGAUCCCGAAUUUGACAGUGUAAUCGGGAUCGCGGCGAGUGGGCGCACGCCCUACGUUCUCGGGUGUAUAUCCUUCGCCAAGCGCAUCGGGUGUGUAACUAUCGGCGUUGUCUGCGCGGAACCUUCUGCACUUGGAGAAUCUGGAGAUGUGGAUUUUCUUAUUGCGCCGCUACCUGGCCCAGAGGUUAUUAGUGGGAGUACGAGGUUGAAGGCUGGGACUGCGACGAAGCUGGUGCUUAAUAUGCUGAGUACGGGGACAAUGAUUAAGGUUGGGAAGACGUUUGGGAAUACGAUGGUUGAUCUCGUCGCAUCGAAUGCGAAACUGCGUCAACGCUCGCGGAACAUUAUCCGCCGGUGCAGUGCGCAUUAUGCGUCCGCUUCGAAUGAAGAUAUUGACUUGCUGUUGAGUCGAUGUAAUGGGAGUGUGAAAUUGGCUCUGAUUGUGGCUGAGACUGGACGGUCUGUGGAAGAGUGCCAGCAGGACCUUGAAGCAUGUCGUCAGCAGCUUUCAAAAGCUCUGGACAGGGCUAAGAUUCCUGCUAUCGGAUCAGAACACAGUAAAGGCCGUGAGGAAAGGCUUGUUUUAUGCGUCGACGGGGGCGGGACGAAAUGCGCUGCCGUGGUUGCAGACCAUACUGGUUCUGUACUGGGUAGAGGAGAGGCUGGUCCGUGUAAUAUAACCGACAGCGCUCAGUUAGACUCUGCAAUUGUGAAUCUCACCACAGCAGUGCAGCAGGCCCUCCAGAACGCGCGGGUAUCAACUACAAACCAGCCCAUUCUCUCAGCCUUUGAAAAAGCCUGGAUUGCUCUCGCCGGAAUGGACAGACCUGGGCUACGCCAAAGGUUUGAAUCCAAAAUCACAGAAGUACUGGGCCAUCCAUCUGGGUCCUUGCGGAUGUCAAACGACGUGGACUUGCUCUCCGCCGUGAUAGGUCGACAUCCUGACAUAUCCCCCGCGAUAGUUCUCAUCGCCGGGACAGGUAGCGUUGCAAUGCGAUAUAGCACCGAAUCAGGUACGGAGCCGACAAGAACUGCCCGCUCAGGAGGCUGGGGACAUCUUCUCGGUGAUGAGGGGGGUGGGUAUUCCAUUGGCCUGGAGGCAGUGAAGCAUACCUUGACUGUCUGCGAAGAGGUCAGCCUCGGUAUACGUCCUAAUAUGGAGCUUGGACAGCUUGAACAGGCAGUUCUGCGACAUUUCGGCAUAUCAGAGUCAAAGGAUAUGGACCUCUUGAGUGAGGUCCUAUCAGGACAGAAUGGGGGAAAUGUCAAGACGCGUAUUGCAGCAGUUGCUCACAUUGUGCUGGAUCUAGCGAUCAGCGAUACUACAGCCAUAACAAUUGCAUCAUCACAAGCAAAGGCACUGGUUGAUACAGUUCUAGGACGCUUGAUAGACCCCAGAUCGUCCACUACUGCUCAACCCGAGAAGACAGGCCUGGUUCUUUCCGGUGGUGCUCUGAUGCACGAGACAUAUCAAAGACUAGUUCUGGAUAUAUUGGCUGGUAACCGAAUCAAGUUUGCCUAUGUUGAGGCUGUUCCAGACGCUGCGGCUGUUGGAGCGCAGUCUCUGGCCUUGAAGCACCGUGUUGAAUAACCAGAUAGUUAUACAGAUAUAUAGAUAUAAUUCAAUAGAACUAGAC
This is a messenger RNA of Aspergillus versicolor CBS 583.65, 2084 nucleotides long. RefSeq names its product putative glucokinase regulator family protein. Gene Ontology annotation, biological process: amino sugar catabolic process; glucose homeostasis; response to fructose. The record is from RefSeq and is a predicted model, not a curated record. Lineage: Eukaryota; Fungi; Ascomycota; Eurotiomycetes; Eurotiales; Aspergillaceae. Bases 53 to 2038 code for a protein of 661 amino acids. Gene Ontology annotation, molecular function: carbon-oxygen lyase activity; carbohydrate binding; enzyme inhibitor activity. The transcript is spliced from 4 exons. Gene Ontology annotation, cellular component: mitochondrion; cytosol; nucleoplasm.